Triticum turgidum subsp. durum (durum wheat) is the source of this 1053-nucleotide messenger RNA. The record is from the annotation of a GenBank genome assembly. NCBI's taxonomy places the organism in Eukaryota, Viridiplantae, Streptophyta, Magnoliopsida, Poales, Poaceae.
AUGGCCUCCGACCGCCUCGCCGCCCUCAAGGCCUUCGACGAGACCAAGGCCGGCGUGAAGGGCCUCGUGGACGCCGGCGUCAAGGCCGUCCCGGACAUCUUCCGCCACCCUCCCGACCCGCUCUCCCCGUGCACCAAGGUCGCCGCCAUCCCGGUCGUCGACCUCUCGGGUCCCCGCUCGGAGGUGGUCGGCGCGGUGAGGGAGGCGGCGCGGACGGCGGGCUUCUUCCAGCUGGUGAACCACGGCGUGCCGGAGGCGGCCAUGUCGGGGAUGCUGGCGGCGGUGCGGCGGUUCAACGAGGAGCCCGCGGAGGCCAAGGCGCCCUACUACACGCGGGACGCCGGGCGGCGCGUGCGCUACAACUGCAACGCCGACCUCUUCCGGACGCUGCUGGGCAAGUGGCGCGACACCAUCUACAUGGACGACGUGGACCAGCUGGCGCCGGGCGAGGAGGAGGAGGUCCUCCCGCCGGCGUGCAGGGGCGUCGCACCGAAGUACACGGCGCAGAUGCGGAUGCUGGGGCGCGCGCUCUUCGAGCUGCUGUCGGAGGCCCUGGGCGUGCGGCGCGGGUACCUGGAGGAGGAGGCCGGCUGCCUGGAGACGCUCAGCGUCGCCGGCCACUACUACCCGGCAUGCCCGGAGCCGCACCUGACGCUGGGCGCCGUCAGGCACAACGACCCCGGCUUCCUCACCGUGCUGCUCCAGGACGGCGUCGGCGGACUCCAGGUGCUCACGGACGUCGAGGACGACGAAGGGAACAUGUCCGCCGCGUGGGCCGACGUGCCGGCGGUGCCGGGGGCGCUGGUGGUGAACGUCGGCGACUUCCUGCAGCUGGUGUCCAACGACAGGUUCCGGAGCGUCGCGCACCGCGUGGUGGCCAACAGCGUGGGGCCCCGGAUGUCGGUGGCGUGCUUCUUCAGGGCCAAGGGAGCUACGGUGUGCGCCCCGGUGGUCAUGGACGGGGGUGGCCUGCCGCGCUACCGGACCGUCACGGCGGAGGAGCUGCUCCGCUCGUCCGGGAAGCAGAACGGGCUCCGUGACGUGAGGCUCUAG